Messenger RNA from Leptinotarsa decemlineata (Colorado potato beetle), 441 nucleotides. RefSeq names its product cuticle protein 8-like. Lineage: Eukaryota; Metazoa; Arthropoda; Insecta; Coleoptera; Chrysomelidae. The record is from RefSeq and is a predicted model, not a curated record.
UUCAUCGUACUUGCUGCCUUCGUAGCCGUUGCUCAGGCUAGUGUAGAACAUAUUGCUCCAGCUCUAGCUCUUGGCUCCCACAAUUCUGUUUCAAGUUACUCCAGCAUCCAGCAACACGCCCCAGCCAUCCACGCUUACGCUGCUCCAGCUGUCCAUGCAUAUGCUGCUCCAGCUGUCCACGCAUACGCUGCCCCAGCUCUUCACUCAUACGCUGCUCCAGCUGUCCACGCCUACGCUGCUCCAAUUGCCAAGGCCGUCAUUGCCGAACCAUCUGCUCCAGCCAACUACGAUUUCGGAUACGGAGUAAAUGAUCCCCACACCGGAGACAGCAAAAGCCAACACGAAUCCCGUCGUGGUGAUGUUGUCCACGGCAGCUACUCCCUCAUCGAAUCUGAUGGCACCAAGCGUACUGUAGACUNUGAACUCCGGUUUUUAGCUUAA